This is a messenger RNA of Pochonia chlamydosporia 170, 1284 nucleotides long. Its product is annotated as beta-ketoacyl synthase (Cem1). The record is from RefSeq and is a predicted model, not a curated record. The coding region runs from base 1 to 1284 and encodes 427 amino acids. Gene Ontology annotation, biological process: fatty acid biosynthetic process. Gene Ontology annotation, molecular function: 3-oxoacyl-[acyl-carrier-protein] synthase activity. Lineage: Eukaryota; Fungi; Ascomycota; Sordariomycetes; Hypocreales; Clavicipitaceae. The transcript has 3 exons.
AUGCGCCGCGUGGUAGUAACAGGUCUUGGCGCCGUCACUCCCCUCGGGGUAGGCAUUCGGCAGACCUGGAACCGAUUGCUCGCUGGCGAAUCCGGCAUUGUCAGUGUUGCUUCGCGACAACCGCUUGCAAGAUGGAAGGAAUUGACAAGUACCGUUGCCGGCGUCGUCCCAACGGGAGAUCAAGAAGGCCAAUGGAGGUCAGCAGACUGGCUCAGCGCUUCGGACCGGAGGCGAAUGUCUACAUUCACGCAAUAUGCCAUCGCGGCGAGUGAUAUGGCGCUAAAGGAUGCAGGAUGGGACGCAACCAAGUUGGAAGAUCUAGAGGCUACUGGUGUCUGCUUGGGAAGCGGCAUCGGCAAUUUGGACGAGAUAUACGAUACCAGCCUGGCGCACCACGCUGAUGGUUACAAGAAGGUUUCGCCUCUCUUUGUUCCAAAGAUCCUAAUCAACCUGGCUGCUGGCCACAUCGCCAUGAAGUACGGGUUCCAGGGACCAAACCACGCCGCCACUACGGCUUGCACAACUGGCGCACAUUCAAUAGGCGAUGCCUCAAGAUUCAUCGCCAUGGGAGAUGCAGACGUCAUGGUAGCUGGCGGCUCCGAGGCAUGUCUUCACCCCCUGACAUUUGCCGGCUUUGGCAGAGCAAGGUCGUUGGCCACGGCCUACAAUGACAACCCACCCGGCAGCUGUCGACCUUUUGACGCAGACCGAAAUGGCUUUGUCGUUGCUGAAGGAGCUGCCGUUUGUAUCCUGGAAGAGUUGGAGCAUGCUAAAGCCAGAGGGGCUCGAAUAUACGCAGAAGUCAGGGGUUACGGGUGUAGCGGGGAUGCAUAUCAUAUGACGGCACCUCGAGAAGAUGGCCAAGGAGCGUUUCUGUCCAUGAAGCGCGCGUUGAAGAAUGCCGGGUUGAAACCAUCUGACGUUGACUACAUAAAUGCCCACGCAACCAGUACACAAGUGGGAGACAUAGCAGAAGCGGCGGCCAUUCGAAGGAUCAUGCUGGGCGAAGAGGGAGUAGCGACUGAGUCACAGGUCACGGUGAGCAGCACCAAAGGAGCAAUUGGGCACUUAUUGGGUGCUGCUGGAGCAAUUGAGGCUCUUUUUGCAAUUCUUUCCAUUCACGAGGGCGUUGUUCCAGCUACACGAAACCUACACAAGCCCGACGUCGGCAUCAACUUCAACUUUGUCCCUUUAACGGCUCAAGAGAAGAAAGUCCAAGUGGCAAUGAGCAAUAGCUUUGGAUUUGGCGGGACGAACAGUAGCUUGGUGUUCUCAAAGGUGUAA